AUGCUGACUCGCUUCUCCCGACGUGCGUGUCUCCAGUCGACCGUCGCCUCGCGCGCGCUGAGCUCGGCAGCGUCUCCUUCCCCGCUGAAAGUACUGGUCAUCGAUGGUUACUCGCCUGAGGGCCGCGCGGACCUUGAAGCUGGUGGCGCCAGCACGGCUGGAAAGCUCUACAUCGACCUGCUCAACAAUUCGGCACCUGCUGGUGUGGAAGUAGCUUCGGAUGUUGUUUAUCCCGCGGACAGCGACUUCCAGACACCCGAACUGUCCAAGUAUCACGCAGUGGCGUGGACGGGCUGCUCACUGACAAUCCACGAUGCCGAAGAUAUUCGUGUUACGAAGCAGAUUGACUUUGCCAAGAAAGUCUUCGAGGCAGGUAUUCCGCAGUACGGUAGCUGCUGGGCGGCUCAGAUCGCGGUGGCUGCUGCUGGAGGUCACUGCGGGCCCAACCCACGUGGCCGCGAGAUGGGCAUUGCGCGCAAGAUCGAGUUGUCUCCGGAGGGCCGGGCACACCCGAUGUUCGAGGGCAAGCCGUCGGUCUUCGAUGCGUUCACGAGCCACAACGAUGAAGUGACCCACAUGCCUCCAGGGGGACUUAACCUGGGCGGUAACGACUUCACAGCAGUACAGGCUGUAGCUGUGCGCCACAAGAAGGGAAAUUUCUGGGCUGUGCAAUACCACCCGGAGUACGACCUGCACGAGCUUGCCCGACUGACGUACUGCCGCCGAGCUAAGCUUGUGGGACUAGGAUUCUUCGCAGACAUGAAGAGCGCCGACCAAUAUGUAGACGACCUUGAGAAUCUGCACAUCGAUCCGUCCCGCUACGACAUUGCAUGGCGCCUCGGGCUAGACGCCGACGUGAUGGACGAGAACAUUCGCCACUGUGAGACGCGCAACUUCAUCAAGUAUCUCGCGCUUCCUCACAAGGCAGCGGUCGAAGGCAAGUAA
Molecule: messenger RNA, 945 nt
Organism: Phytophthora infestans T30-4
Lineage: Eukaryota; Oomycota; Peronosporomycetes; Peronosporales; Peronosporaceae
Product: cysteine protease family C26, putative
Exons: 3
Coding region: 1-945 (314 amino acids)
Cellular component (GO): cytosol
Source: RefSeq, a predicted model, not a curated record